Messenger RNA from Hymenoscyphus albidus, 1991 nucleotides. The record is from the annotation of a GenBank genome assembly. NCBI's taxonomy places the organism in Eukaryota, Fungi, Ascomycota, Leotiomycetes, Helotiales, Helotiaceae.
GACCGAAUAAGUUUGAAUAACUUCAGGCACUAUUAAAGUUGUUUUAUAUCCAAUAACAUGAGCAAGGCUGAUCUCUAGGCGUUUGAACAUGCAGUACUUGCCACAGUCUGGCCGCCGAAUAGAAUUCCACUGCCAUCGCCUCCCUCAUCAUGAAUGAACCAAACGUUGCUCCUUUGGCACUCAAUUCCUGCAUUUCCUGCAAGCAAGGAAAGCGAAAAUGCAACAGAGCGAGACCUAUCUGCUCCACCUGUUCAAGGCAAGUUCCUCCCCACAUUUGCAGAUACCCCGUAUCUCACAUCAAGUAAAUCAGAGUAGGAAGACCAUGUAGAUACGAAGAAGACUCCACGUCUUUGAGUGGCCAAAGUCCGCAAAUCGUGGGAUGGCCAGUAGCCAGAAAUGCGACUGCAUCACUUGGCUCUUCAACCAUCUUUUCACACCAUCUGAAUGUCGACCCAUUCUUGCAUGAAUCUCUUCGUGCUCAGACUGUGAACAUCGGCAUCUGUCAAGAAGCAAGGAAGAUCCUCGGGACAGAAGAAGAAUUCCACCUUCUGAUCGAGAAUUAUCUUGAGACUAUGUGGCAAAGUUUCCCCAUCAUUUGUCGCGUGCAAUUCAAACGACAACUACCCAAUAUAUACGUAGACCCAAAAGGCCGACUUCAUCGUUCUUUGUUUGGCGAUUAAUUUGAUUAUGCAAGUUCCUGAUCUAGGGGCUAGUUCGAGUAUGCAGUCGUCACUAUAUGUCAAUAUGAAGACUAGCAUUGCUCUGCUGGAGGCGAGUGGAUUUCUGAGUAUUUGGUUUUUGCAUGCGACAUUGUUGCUUUGCUUUUACGAGGUCGGGCAUGCGAUGGAUGUUUCGACCAGCAUCUCUAUUGCUGGGUGUGGGAAGAUUGUGCAAGCGCUGGGUCUAAACAAGAAAGACUUUCAGGAAUUGACCUAUGCGGAUGAUGAGAAAUUGAUGAAAAUUGAGCAAGAAAAGAGGGUUAGAUGGGCUACCAUACUUCUAGAUCGGUGAGACUUUCGAUAUUUACAACACGUUUGAGCACUUGUAUGAUAUUAUAGUCUUACUGACAUUAAACCUCUAGAUUUAUUAGCCUCCGUGACGGUUGCGCAAAUUUCACGACCGAAGAGCCCCAUUCAAGUGAUCAUCUCCCCGUCGACGAAACAUUUAUACCUCUUGUUGGUCUCCUUAACCCCCCUUUUCAAAUUUGUUACCAACAAGUCUCAGGCGGUAGCAGCAAACGAGCCUCUAACUCUCGCCACUCCCUCCGACCAAAGAGCCGGACCCUUCGCAAGAGAAUGUCAGAUCUCUUAUCUAGCCGGUCGAGUCUUACGCCAUGCCUGGGAGCCAAUUCAAGACGACAAAUUUCACUUCGAAGAAGCUUUACAGCUGGAAAUAACACUACUAACAUUCAUGCCGCUCCUUAUAGAAGAAGGUCAAAAAAAGAUUUUCUUCUGCGCCGCCUUAGGAAUAUGCACCAGGUUCAUCCCUCAUUCGUUUCCCCCUUCUAUUCCGCCACCACAUCACCAAAAUUAUAAGAAGUUAAGAACUAACCCUACCAGCUCCCUCUUCACACUCUACAACUCCUCUCUAACCUCCACACCCCCACUCCCACCUGAAACCCGCAAGCACCUCGUAAACUCCAUGGAAACUUGCACCAGUCGCAUCUUCGGCUUCUCCAGCGUCCUGUUCGCCGAACCAGAGAAAGUGGAUUCCUCCAUCAUGUCUCCCUUCACGGCGUAUUCGCAGUACCAGGCUGCACUGGUGAUGUUGAGGUUUUGGAAGGAGACAAGGGAGGUGAUCUACAGGGAGAGAAUGGAGGUUUUGAGGAUGGUUCUGGGGAUCUUUGGGAGGAGGUGGGUCGGUGCUGGUUAGUAGAAGGGUUGCUAAAGAGGAAGCUCGCUAAUGGAGAGAUAGGGAGGUAUCAGAGGAUGCUUGACGAGAGGAUUGCCGGAUGGGGCGAGGAUGAUGUUCAUCGUCCGAGUUUCUUCUAG